AUGGCUUAUCAUCUAGUCUCGGGGAUUGUGUAUGCCUUGGGCCUCACUGCCGGAGUUACGGCUCUAUCAUAUGGUGACUCCGUGACCAAGUCUCCCUUUGAGAAGCAGUUUUCUCAGGAGUUUCGUGAUGGAUAUAGCAUUCUAAAGCACUACGGUGGCAAUGGACCUUAUUCAGAGAGAAGAUCAUUCGGUAUUUCACGCGACCCACCGGAAAGCUGUGCCGUCGACCAAGUGAUCAUGAUCAGGCGACAUGGAGAGAGGUACCCGUCACCAGCACUCGGCGAGGGCAUCGAAAAGACGCUGGCGAAAUUGCAAAGCUCUGGCGUUGAAGAGUUCAAGGAAGAUCUCUCCUUUUACAAUGACUGGUCCUACUACGUUCCCAACAAGUGCUACUACAACGCCGAGACCUUCAGCGGGCCCUACGCAGGUCUUCUAGAUGCUUACACCCACGGCACGGAGUACCGUGAUCGAUACGGCCAUCUGUUGGACGAAGAUUCCGUCGUACCAUUUUGGGGCAGUGGAUAUGGACGCGUUAUUGCCACUGCUCGCAAAUUCGGCGAAGGCUUCUUUGGGUACAACUAUUCGACAAACGCCGCUCUCAAUAUUAUCUCCGAGUCGGAGAGCAUGGGAGCCAACAGCCUGACCCCUUCUUGUGAUACCGACAAUGAUUAUACCACUUGCGAUAACUUGACCAACCUUAUGCCGCAGUUCAAAGUUGCAGCGACACGCUUGAAUUCGCAAAAUCCUGGUCUUAGUCUCAACGAAUCGGACGUCUACUACCUGAUGUCAAUGGCUUCAUUUGAGCUCAAUACCCGUGCCUUCUCAGAAUGGAUCAAUGUAUUCAUCCAGGACGAGUGGGUGAGCUUCGGCUACGUCGAAGACAUGAACUAUUACUACUGCGCUGGUUUGACCCUCCUUAAUGAAGGCCCCGAGAAGGCGGCCCCUCUCUACCUCAACUUUGCCCAUGACACAAAUAUCACACCAAUUCUCGCUGCCCUAGGUGUGCUGAUUCCAGACGAGGACCUCCCAUUGGACCGUGUUCCAUUCGGGUCAUUCGUUCGCUUGGUCCUCAACGAGGCCGUGCUUCCAUUUGACAAGUGCACAUCUGGCCCCGGCUAUUCCUGCUCUCUGGAAGAUUACGCUUCGAUUGUCUCGCAGAAUCUUGUAGACUACAAGUCUACUUGCAAGAUCCCUUCGUCAUGCCCACAGUCUCUUGACUUUUGGUGGAGUUACAACACUACGACGGAGCUAAACUACCGCACCACUCCUGUUGCGUGCCAGGAAGGCGACGCCAUGCAGUGA
Penicillium cosmopolitanum is the source of this 1302-nucleotide messenger RNA. RefSeq names its product histidine phosphatase family protein. Gene Ontology annotation, cellular component: fungal-type cell wall. The coding region runs from base 1 to 1302 and encodes 433 amino acids. Gene Ontology annotation, molecular function: acid phosphatase activity. Lineage: Eukaryota; Fungi; Ascomycota; Eurotiomycetes; Eurotiales; Aspergillaceae. The transcript has 5 exons. The record is from RefSeq and is a predicted model, not a curated record.